AUUAUUUGUUUCAAAUUUUGCCCGAAUCCUCAGUCCCCCUCACUCCUCACUCCUCACUCCUCACGUUCGGCUUCUCGCGCAAAAGAUCCUUCAGAUUACGCUCUUAGCUCAGGAUUUGAAGUUCUUAUGGGAAGAUGACAACUGAGCCUCUGACAAUGGAUCCACCCGACCCGCUCCGUGCCUUCGCCGGGCUCCCUCUUUUACCCCAAACAAUUAGGGUUCAGUCUGAAGAUUCAAUUCCUUCUGAACCGAACAACCUCAACUCAAUUCACCAAUUAAUGAAGUCUAUGGGACUAAGGAAUGCUGAAAAGCUUCUAGAAGAGUCGAAGGCCAUUGUUGAUAAUGGUUCAGAGAUUCUGAAUGCUAAUUUUCCAAGAUUUAAGGCAUCUUUGGAUUUAGAUGAUCAUGUUGCUGCAAAGGUGGAAAAGGAGAUGCCUCGAGAGCGAAGGCCAGGACUUGGCCGGAAAAGGGCUCGAUUUUCUAUGAAGCCUGAUACUAGCAGUCAGCCUAACAUUAGCUUGCAAUCAAGUUUGGACGUUGAUAAACUUCAGGACCCAGAAGAAUAUUUCUUAGCAUGCGAGAAGUUAGAAAAUGCCAAACAAGAACUUAACAGGCAGAUGGGUGUUGUAGCUGAUGACUCAAAUAUCAACAACUUGCCCACUACUGCAAGGCGCCGUAGACCAGGAAUCUUGGGGAAAUCGGUUAGAUACAAACACCGCUUUUCAUCAGUGCCACCUGAUGACAAUGAUACAGAUAUGUCCUCACAAGAAACAUUCAAGCAGGAUGAUCUUUGUGCACUGAAAUCUGAUUUGCAGAAAGAAAACAGUAAUGAUGUUGAGCUAGAGGAAUUAGAACUCACAGGCUUAAUAACUGAAAAAGAAGGCAGGGUCAAUGCAAUUUUGGAUGAACUCCUGUCUCGUGAUGCUAAGGACUUAGAUGAUGAUAGGGUUUUGUCCAUACUGCAAGAGCAGUUUCAAAUGAAACCUCCUGAUCUUUCUGCCUUGUGCAUGCCUGAAUUCCCUGAUGCUAGAACUGACUAUAUGACAUUGGGUGAGAGGAUACCAAAGGCUAGGAAGUCGGUGUUGGGAUUACCGAAUUCAGAUAAAAGGACUAGUGGCAAGAGACAGUGGGAGGAAAGUCCGCAAAGUAAUUUAACUUCUCCCACCCCACCAAAAAGCCCAUUUUCUUCUCUGGCUUUGUUAAGAAAACAGGUUUUAAAAUCAAAUCCACUCAGGGAUCCAUUCUCACCACUAAAUAUUGAUCUGAAUGACAUUAACAAGAACUCAGAUCAGGUUGGUUUGGUGAAGGAUUUCAGCAAAUCAGGCAACUUGCAUGGAGAAAGUAACAUUAAAGGAAUGAACGUUUCAGACCAUCAAGCUGACAGAUCUGCAGAGACAAAUGCACAAAGUUCUAAUAUAGAUAUCAGCCAUAGUGGAUCUCAUGCUCAGAUGGGUGACUGCGAUGGUCACACUGAUGCUGGUCAUAUGGUUACGAGAGGUUUGGAGCAGUUAAAUAAUGAGCAGUCUUUGGAGAAGAACUCAGGUGGAGAGACUAUAGCUGCCGGGCAAGGUGAUUCUCAUGGGAGCAUGGAGCGCUGCAAUGGCUGGAAUCAUAUGGAUAUCAGGACUGCUGAUGAAAACUCAGGCAUGCAAAAUAGGGACACUGAAGUUCAACCCAGUGGGCAUGACAUCACAGACAAAGAGAAAAUGCACGACACAUGCAUAUUUAUUCAAGGACUGUCUCCUGCUCAAGUACAAGUGGAAGCUGAUGACGAAACUAACACCUCCAAUGAAACUGAAACUGAUAUUCAGAAUAAUGUAUCUUGCCGAACAGAUGAGCACGUUGAAGAUAUGCCAUCAAUGUCAGCAUUUCCAGAAGAACAAGAGCACAAUGGCAAUGAUGCACACACCAGUGAGAACUGGAGUGGCAAUCAGAAUCCAUCUGAUCAAUCAAAUUCUGCUGCUGUUCAGAACCACUCAGUGGAUAUGCAAAGUGCAUUGCCUGAUAUUAAUCCUGAACAACAUAUCAUGAAGCAGCAUCCAUUGACCAAAAAGCAACCGAGAAAAAACAGUUGCAUGCCUGGAAACCGUGAAAGGAAAGCACUUAAAUUCAGGCCCAGUCUUGCAGAUGCUGGCACGCUGUUUGAGAAUGGGGUGAGGCGAAGCAAAAGAAUCAAGAGCAGGCCAUUGGAAUUUUGGAAAGGCGAAAGAUUAUUAUUUGGUCGUGUUAAUGAGAGCAUGAAGCUUGUUGGUGUAAAGUAUGUAUCUCCAUCGUUGGGAAAUAUGAAAGUGAAGUCUUAUAUUUCUGAUGAGUACAAAGAGGUUGUAGAUCUGGCAGCUCGCUACUAAGCAUCGGAUCGGAGUUAGUGUGUGCUGAAAAUGGCUCCGAGUCAGCCUCAGACUCCCCUUCCCGCAAAACACAACACAAAAGGUUCCCUCUUGAAUUUUGUGAUUGCGGAUUAUUAUAUGAUAUAUCCACUUACUACUGCUUUUAACUUUUUUUAUCAUAUGGCAUUACUUUCC
Ipomoea nil (Japanese morning glory) is the source of this 2522-nucleotide messenger RNA. RefSeq lists its product as uncharacterized. The coding region runs from base 135 to 2348 and encodes 737 amino acids. The transcript is spliced from 12 exons. Gene Ontology annotation, cellular component: kinetochore. Gene Ontology annotation, molecular function: centromeric DNA binding. NCBI's taxonomy places the organism in Eukaryota, Viridiplantae, Streptophyta, Magnoliopsida, Solanales, Convolvulaceae. The record is from RefSeq and is a predicted model, not a curated record. Gene Ontology annotation, biological process: kinetochore assembly; attachment of mitotic spindle microtubules to kinetochore; spindle attachment to meiosis I kinetochore.